UUUUUGACGUUUUGUAGGUUUUUUACAUGCUACCCGUGCCGUUAUGUGACAGUACUGAAUUUAGAACUCGAAAAAAGCUAUUAUUGUAUGAAAAGUAUAUGAUGUGGUGUGGAUUGUGGACUAAUUGAUACAUAUUUGCGGUACAGUGCUAAAUAUUUACCAUUUGAGGAUUCUUCCGAUAUCACGAACAUUCUGGUGAGAUAAUCCCGCAUCGUAGACCCAACCUGUGGUGUUGCAUCCGUCGAAAUAAAAAUAGCGAAGAUGAACAGUAUAUGUUGUAUCUCAGUUGGCUUUGCGAGUAAGCACAACAGCUGAUAGGCGACAGUUUGAAUCGCAACGGAGAAUAGUUGAGCGCGUAUCGGCGCCGUGACGGUACGGCGUCGAAGUUCAAAAAGUGGAAGAGGUCGUACGGCGACGUCGUUCUUGUGAAUAUUGCUACAGCAAGGAAUUAGCUGAAAAUGGCGUCGACAUCAGACAGCCCGGUGGAGGAGGUUAUGUUCGAAAUUGAACCGUCCCGAGUGCCGAAACCUGUACCAGUGGCUUUGGAGGAUCUCUGUCGGCUCACCAAGUUCACCAGACAAGAGAUUAGGAUUAUGUACAGGGGGUUUAAGACGGUGAGUUCGAAAGACACUACUUAAAACUGUCCCGGCGAGUGAGAUACACUUUUAGUUUGACGCUCUUUCUCAUACAUAUUAUAAUAACCAAGUACAUUACAAGAAUUAAAAGAAAAGUGAAAUUGCAGGCAAUACUUCUUGAAUGAAAAUACUGUCAGCACGACAAAUCUUUAAUAUCAUAUAUUAUAGGCACUAUUGAAUCAUUUUUGUUGAAAUUUUGCACGAUAACAAAAUUGACUAUGAGCCAUGUAAAACUAAAUAAUUUAUAUGGUUUAUAAACUGCAAUUAUAGCACAAAUAUAUA
Messenger RNA from Acanthoscelides obtectus, 917 nucleotides. Lineage: Eukaryota; Metazoa; Arthropoda; Insecta; Coleoptera; Chrysomelidae. The record is from the annotation of a GenBank genome assembly.